UACUUUUUAGAGUUGUGUCGACUGCUAUUUCCUUCUCUUCCCUAUUUAAACCACCCUUCUCUUUCUUCUGUUAAAGCAUUCAACAACACAUUUUGGUUAAGAAGUUCAAGUUUUUUUUGGGUCAUUAUCAUUUCCAUCAUUUUCUACAAUUUUUAACAUGGAGAGAAUCCCUCAAGGGAAGCCAUUAUCAUCUCUUUCUUCUGUCGACCCUUUGAGCUGGGGUGUUGCAGCUGACUCUCUCAAGGGAAGCCAUUUGGAUGAAGUGAAACAUAUGGUUUCUGAGUAUAGGAGACCACUGGUGAAGCUUGGUGGUGAGACCUUGACCAUUUCUCAAGUUGCAGCCGUAGCUAAAAGUGAGUUGGGUAUCAAGGUUGAGCUUUCUGAGGGGGCAAGAGCUGGCGUUAAUGCUAGUUCUUAUUGGGUCCUUCAAGGCCUCCGCAAUGGUGUUGACACCUAUGGCAUUACUACUGGUUUUGGUGCUAAUUCUCGUCUAAGAACCAAGGAUGGAGCUACCCUUCAAAAGGAGCUUAUUAGGUUCUUGAAUGCUGGGAUCUUUGGGUAUGGAAGUGAGUCAUGCCACACACUUUCUCCCUCAGCAACUCGAGCCUCCAUGCUUGUUAGGACGAACACCCUGCUCCAGGGAUACUCUGGGAUCAGGUUCGAAAUUCUGGAGGCAAUCACCAAGCUUCUCAACCACAACGUCACCCCAUGCUUGCCGCUUCGUGGCUCAGUUACUGCAUCUGGUGAUAUUAUUCCUCUUUCCUAUAUUGCUGGAUUGCUCACUGGCAGGCCUAAUUCCAAAGCCAUUGGACCCAAUGGGGAACCCCUUGAUGCCCAAGAAGCCUUUCGUGUAGCCGAUAUUGAUUCCGGGUUCUUUGAGUUGCAGCCGAAAGAAGGCCUUGCGCUAGUCAAUGGCACUGCAGUUGGUUCUGCCAUGGCUGCCAUGGUUCUUUUUGAAGCAAACAUAUUGGCUGUUUUGUCAGAAAUUUUGGCCGCAAUAUUUGCUGAAGCCAUGAAUUGUAGAUUACCUGAGUUCACUGACCAUUUGAUUCAUAAAUUGAAGCAUCAUCCAGGACAAAUCGAGGCCGCUGCUAUAAUGGAACACAUACUUGAGGGAAGCACUAUCGUUACAGCGGCUAAGAGGAUCCAUGAAAUUGACCCUUUGCAGAAACCGAAACAAGAUCGCUAUGCUCUAAGGUCAGCUCCACAAUGGCUUGGUCCACAGAUUGAAGUGAUCAGAUUCGCAACCAAAUCGAUUGAAAGAGAGAUUAACUCUGUCAAUGAUAACCCUUUGGUAGAUGUGUCAAGGAACAAGGCAUUACAUUGUGCCAACUUCCAGGGUACCCCAAUUGGUGUCUCAAUGGACAAUGCUCGUUUAGCUAUUGCGGCAAUCGGGAAACUUAUGUUUGCUCAAUUCUCUGAACUUGUUAAUGAUUUCUACAACAAUGGCCUCCCAACAAACCUCUCUAGUGGUUGGAACCCAAGUCUGGAUUAUGGUUUUAAGGGUGCUGAAGUUGCAAUAGCUUCCUAUUGUUCUGAGCUCCAAUACUUGGCCAAUCCAGUCACCACCCAUGUUCAAAGUACUGAGCAACACAACCAAGAUGUGAACUCCUUGGGAUUAAUCUCUGCAUUAAAAACUGCUGAAGCUAUCGAUCUCUUGAAGCUAAUGUUGACAACAUUCUUGGUGGCUCUUUGCCAAGCUAUUGAUUUGAGGCAUUUAGAAGAUAAUUUGAAGGACACAGUGAAGAACACAGUGGGCCAGAUAGCUAAGAAAACACUCACUACCGGUGCUGAUGGUGAACGCCACCCUUUAAGAUUCUGUGAAAAGGAUUUACUCCAAGCUGUGGACCGCGUAUACAUUUUUACCUAUAUCGAUGACCCUUCCAGUGCUACCUAUCCAUUGAUGCAAAAGUUGAGGCAAGUUCUUGUGGAGCAUGCAAUGAUAGAGGGUGAGAUGGAGAAGAAUCCAAGCACUUCAAUCUUCCAAAAUAUUGCAGCUUUUGAAGACGAAUUGAAGGCUGUUUUGCCCAAGGAGGUUGAGAAUGCAAGGGUUAGAGUUGAGAAUGGAAAUGCAGCAAUUCCAAACAAGAUCAAGGAUUGCAGAUCAUAUCCGUUGUACAAAUUCGUGAGGGAGGAGCUUGGAACUGGGUUGCUAACUGGGCAAAAAGUUACCUCACCUGGUGAGGAGUUUGACAAGGUGUUCACUGCUAUGUGCCAAGGGAAGAUCAUUGAUCCAAUGUUGGAAUGUCUAAAGGAGUGGAACGGUGCCCCUCUUCCCAUCUGCUAGUUUCUUUUCCUUUCAAUCUUUGAAGUUUGAACAUGUAUGAAAUGAUAUCUUUCUAAUAAAAGUGUUCAUGAUAUUUGCUGUCGUGGAAACGUUAAGAAAUGGUUGGAAGUAGAAAAUUUUACUGAA
Messenger RNA from Gossypium arboreum, 2413 nucleotides. RefSeq names its product phenylalanine ammonia-lyase-like. The coding region runs from base 158 to 2287 and encodes 709 amino acids. The record is from RefSeq and is a predicted model, not a curated record. Gene Ontology annotation, cellular component: cytoplasm. Gene Ontology annotation, biological process: L-phenylalanine catabolic process. Gene Ontology annotation, molecular function: phenylalanine ammonia-lyase activity. The transcript has 2 exons. NCBI's taxonomy places the organism in Eukaryota, Viridiplantae, Streptophyta, Magnoliopsida, Malvales, Malvaceae.